Geodia barretti is the source of this 970-nucleotide messenger RNA. Lineage: Eukaryota; Metazoa; Porifera; Demospongiae; Tetractinellida; Geodiidae. The record is from the annotation of a GenBank genome assembly.
UUUCCUUUGACCUUGAUCAAAACGACAAGUGCGUCGUCAUGUGAUACGAAUUACGUCACAUAUAGGAAAUAAUGCGCAUGCGCGGGAGGAAUCCACACGCGUGUGUACGUACGUGUCAACAUACCACCAUGUCUUUCAGAGGUCGAGGAGGAGGCAGGGGAGGCGGCAGGGGCCGAGGAGGUAGAGGUAGAGGAGGAGGGAGAGGCGGAAGGUUUCAGCACUAUGACUAUGGUCCUCCUGAAUACGUCACCGAGGUGGGAUCUUUUGUGCAUCCCUGCGAGGAGGAUCUGGUGUGCAAGGGCAGUAUUGAGAAGGUCCCGUACUUCAAUGCCCCAAUCUACCUGGAGAACAAGUCGCAGAUUGGCAAAGUGGACGAGAUAUUUGGGCCAAUGAACUCAUAUUACUUUUCUGUGAAGCUGCUCCCAGACAUGAAAGCUACCUCGUUCAAAUCGGAACAAAAAUUCUUCAUAGAUCCAAUGAAGCUGCUGCCACUUGGAAGAUUUCUUCCUCGACCAAAGACUGCAUCUGGUAAAGUCGAGAAACGCGGCGGUGGACGAGGGGGUGAGUAAAGUAUAGGAGUGUUGGAUAUCGUGCUCGUUGUGUGUAAUUUACAGGGGGGCCAAGAGGGAGAGGGGGUCGUGGUGGGUUUGGACGAGGAGGAGGUUUCCGUGGAGGGGGGAGAGGGGGAUUCGGGGGAAGAGGAGGAGGCAGGGGGUUCCGGGGAGGUUUCUCAAGAGGCAGGGGAAGAGGUCGAGGAUGGUAGGAGAAAACUAUCCUCAUUGUUACACUUGGCGUUUUGCAAACACAAUGAUAAUUACAUUGAAGCUAGGAGGUGAUUUCACUAGGCAUUGGUUCGUCAUUGAGGGCUGCCUGAAUGUUCUUCACUGCUGUGUGUAUCAUCCUCAUUCUGCACUUCAUUGUUGCACUCCCUACAGUGAUGAGGGAUGAGUUAGCAAUGAUUGGUACAACU